Molecule: messenger RNA, 2808 nt
Organism: Hydractinia symbiolongicarpus
Lineage: Eukaryota; Metazoa; Cnidaria; Hydrozoa; Anthoathecata; Hydractiniidae
Product: S-adenosylmethionine sensor upstream of mTORC1-like
Exons: 1
Coding region: 1657-2682 (341 amino acids)
Biological process (GO): negative regulation of TORC1 signaling
Source: RefSeq, a predicted model, not a curated record
CAUAUGUAUACAUCAUAUAUAUAUAGGUCAAAACUGGAAUAUUUGUGUGAGAAAGGAUUCGAAAAGAAGUUUGAAAAGAAACGUUUGAAAAACAAGUUCAAAAUUUUAAAAAAUUGCUCAAGAUGUUGGCCAACAUACUGGUGGGUACCAAAGUUGUCUAACAUUUAUAUAUUAAAAAACUAAAUGUUGACCAACAUUUUUGGGGUAUUUUUUUCUUUGCCAAAAAGCUGCCGGCUACCACAAAUCGAGAAUUUUGGCCUGAAUUACGGAUGCUAUAAAGGCUAUUUUUCACCUGGGUUCUACUAGUGCCUGGAUUAUGAAGGGCUGCCUAUAAAACAGAUGGUUUUUUUGUAGCUUUUGGAAACAAUGUAACUGAGGCAUGUCAACUAUAACAUGUGCCUGACUCUUAGGGCAUAAAGACCAGUAAUUAGCAUGUGGUUGGCUCUUAGAACAUGUCUAAGCUCUUGACUCUCAGGACAUCCCAAUUGUCUCAUGUCAGGUACUUUAAGCAUGAAAACUGCCACUCAUUGGUGUCUGAAGCUCGGAACAUGAGGUAUACUUGCAUAUGAAGAGGCAUCUGAAGGACUCCUGCAUUCUUACCCAUUUCCUACACUUUUCUUCAAUUGAAAUACAUUGUUUUUCUCAGUAUUGUUUAGAACCCAAAGCAAUUGGGUCAGGACUGUCCCCACAGACUAGCCAAAGUGUCCCAGCCUCUCAAAUUACGUAAUAGGUAUAAUUCCACCAACGAUAAUUUAAAAUUUAAAUAGCCUGAAAAAAAGCUAGCUGACAGCUUAGUACGUUACACAGACCUUAAUGAAUCGUGAUAUCCUGAAUGUCACAUUUAAUUAUUAUGCACAUAACUAUCCAGGUAAAAAAAUAAAAUCUCCAACUAUGCAACAAGUGAGUGCCUAACUACUUUAAAAAUGCAUAUGCCAUACAAUCUUGUAAGUUGUGUUACGAAUGCAAAUCUACAGACAUUUUUUUCACAACAAACUUAAAAUGCAUGACUUAGUUAAAUCUUUGUUGGCUAUUAUACAUGACCAUAAAAUUUUUAAGCAGUCCGGUUUGUCUACUUUACUUUAAAACAUUGAUUUUAUGUUAAUUUUUUGCUAUUCAAAUUUACCUAUGUCUUCACAUAACAAUAUUACAAGCUCAUUUUAAAGAAGUGUAUGCAAGGCUUUUUCUGUCACCCACUUUAAAUAUAAAACCCUUUUUAUUGUUGUAAAAGUCCUUACCUCACCUUAGCUAGGUUGUAUCCUGAGCCAACUCAACAACUUCACGUCAUGAUCAAGCAUUUUGGUGUCUGUGAGUGCAGUGUUAUAAUGUGAUACCUUCUUUCUCUUGAUGCAGCCCUUUGGUUUGCAGUACCUUGUACGAGGCCAUUUCACUGUUGUGUCUGACACAGUAUCCAGCUAGUGGAAGUCUCUUUUUGUUUAUUUCUGUUAACAUUUUUGAAAGUUUAUCGUAAAAACUUUAUUUUUGAUGUGCUGUUUCCAGGAAACAUUACCAUACGAAGCAUUUGAGUAUUAUUUAAAAAAUAGAACACAUAUUAAACCUUCCAUUUUAAAACAUAUUUUUUUUUUCUUGUAAAGAUGUUUAUUAUACUUUAGUUGUAAAAGUGAAUAUUUUAAUUAAGUAAUUUACAUAACCAUCACAAUGGAUCAUGCCAAUGUGGUAAAAAGUCUACACAAAUCCUUACGGCAGAAGGUAAGGGAGGGAAUGACAACAGAGGAUGUUUGGAAAGAUUUGUUAUAUAACAAGCCUGUGCUGAAGACAUACGCUUACUCGAUGAAUCAGCUUGCAAAACAUGACUGGGAGAAAACUUGUACAGAAAACCGCAUACUUUGGUGUAGAGAUGUUUGCAAAAGUUACUUUUUUGAUGGUGGAAUGGAGAAGAUGAUUAAAAAGGAAAAGAAAUCUAAAAUGUUUCAGCGAUUGCGUGAUGAGGGGGCACCUGAAACUCCUGAAGUUGUAGAAGCCAUAUCCGAAACAGUAAGAAUGUUGGACAUUAACAUACCUCUUUUCAAUAAUAAAUUAUUGUUAUUAGAUGUUGGUAGUUGUUUUAACCCUUUUAAAGAAUUUGAAGAAUUUCAUGUCUUUGCUGUUGACAUAUCUCCAGCUGUUGAUGAUGUUAUACAAUGUGACUUUUUAAAUAUUUCCCUUGAUCCUGCAUCAGAUAUUAGCAGGUAUCUUGAAAAAUCACAGAAGAAUUUUGGAUUAGCUAAAGAUAUUACAACUGCAUUAAAAGCCAAUAAACUAAUACCCAAUAUUUUCAAUGUUGUGGUAUUUUCUUUAUUACUGUCUUAUUUUCCUUCUUCCUCUCAAAGACUACAAUGCUGCAUCAAUGCUCACACAGCUUUGCAGAUAAAUGGAUUGUUACUAAUCGUGACACCUGACUCUUCUCAUCAGAAUCGUCACGCCGAAAUGAUGAAAUCCUGGAAAAAAGCCCUUGAAAGCCUUGGGUUUAAGAGAUAUAAAUAUGAAAAACUGCAACAUCUACAUUGUAUGGCUUUUCGAAAGUCACAUAAACAAAUCCCAACAGUCACAACUAAUUUAUCAGAACUUAUUUAUAUACCACAAGAUUUCCAAGAUAACGAUCAGGAGACUAUUGAUAACAUCUCUUGUAGUAAUGAAGAAAGCUUUGAUGUGAAUUUGUUUCCUGAUACAGAUUUAUGUGAAUGAUAUUUAAGAAUAAAAAAUGACAAGGAAUAACCCAUAAUUUUAAUAUGCUUUUACCCAUAUAUAACAUACUAUGCAGAUAUAAUGUUUUGAUGUUGAGACUUUUUAAAUAUAUUUAGAUUAGUUUCC